AUGGAUCCUAAUUCAGGAAUAAGUCAUUAUUUAAAGAAGGAUAAUAAGCCCUAUAUUCCUAAACUUAAGCACGAAAGAUUGAGCUUUGAAUAUCCGGGACUACCAAAUCAAGACGAUUUCACCAAGCAUACAAAUGAAAAAAAGCCAAAAGUCGUUAACCGUUGGUCCAGAUACUUUCCAAAGAUAAUUACUGGUGUUGUUGUAUUGUGGGGUGCGUAUGCAAUUAAGGUAUGGGUAUACCUGCCAGAGCCUGGUUCGGAUAGUCAAGAAUUAUUAGAUCCUAGAGAAUUCCAUAGAUUCAUAAUCACACAUAAAGAGGAAAUUGACGAUCAGCAUUUUCUUAUAGAGUUGGUUCCAAAAUUCAACCACUGGCAAUACAGCUUUUACAGCAAUUACGAAAGCAAAAGUAUCUGGAAUGGUGACAAAAUUUGGUCCGUUGAUGUCAAACAACCUGACAUUAUGGUUGUGAGGGCUUAUACUCCAUUACCAUUAUAUUUUAUGAAAUCCGAAUAUACUAGAUCUGGUGAUAGAAAGCCAUUAUUGAAAGUUAUUAACAACGACGCAGAUGAUUAUGAUAAACAAGGAAGCAUGUGUCUUUACGUGAAGAAAUAUAAUGAUGGUGAAGUUUCUAGAUAUAUUGCUAAUAAGAAAAUUGGCGAAGAACUAGAAUUAAGAGGCCCAAACAUAGAAUAUAAAUUUCCAUACCAUCCGUUGAAACAAUUCCACGAAAGACCCAUUUUUAGAGACUUACCCUCUAAGAUCGAGCCUGAAAAUUUAGUUGAAAAAAUCAAGAAAGUUAAUAAAUUGGCUGAAUUUGAUAAUUUAGUAUUCUAUGCGGCUGGAACAGGAAUCACUCCAAUUUUGCAAGUAUUGUUAUCUCGUAACCCUUAUAGAGGAUUUGUUGACAUACAUUAUUCAGCACAGAAACAAGGUGAGUUAAAACCGUUAGAAAGAUUUUUAUUCUUCUUAGAAAAGUUAGAUAGAAUUAAAUUGCACACACAUUAUGAUAAUAUUCCAAAUUCAAGGUUGAACUCUAAAGAUGUUACUAAACCUGAACCUUCAGAAUAUACAAGUCCUUUACAUCUUGAAGAGAAAGGAGAUAAAAGUCAUCAACUAUCUCCGGAAGAAGCAUAUGAAUUAAGAAUGCAAAUUUUGAAUGGUGACAAAAAAAACCAUAAAACUCAACCUACAAAUGAUGACCAAAGAGUGCAUCGUUAUGAAAACGCUAUUGAACAGGCUAUUGUUACCAGUAAAGAACCGAAGAAACCGGCUAGUUUGAGUUUAGUUUGUGGUCCUGAUGGAUAUAUUGACUAUGUUGCAGGCAGUAAACAUGCUGAGGUCAAUGAACAAGGGCCAAUCAAAGGUUUACUAGGUGAGAAGGGUUGGGAUAAUGAUAAUACAUAUAAGUUAUGA
Messenger RNA from Debaryomyces fabryi, 1413 nucleotides. RefSeq names its product oxidoreductase. The coding region runs from base 1 to 1413 and encodes 470 amino acids. NCBI's taxonomy places the organism in Eukaryota, Fungi, Ascomycota, Pichiomycetes, Serinales, Debaryomycetaceae. Gene Ontology annotation, molecular function: oxidoreductase activity. The record is from RefSeq and is a predicted model, not a curated record. The transcript has a single exon.